UUAUUAAUUUUAUGGCUUGCUAAUGAUGGUGCCAUGCUGAGAACUUGUUCUGUUCUUCAUCUUUUUCUAGUAUUAAAUUCAGUUCCGACUUUUUACUUACUUUUGGAUCUACAUUACCUGUUCAAGUGCAAUUUGGUUUAUAGCAGAGUAUCUCUCAAAUCUUGAUCUUAAUUGAAAUGUUAAACAAAAAUCUCUGUAUACAGGGUUCUAACGCGAACAUCAUUAUUGGUUCUGAUGUCUGGGUUGAAGACCCAGAGGUCGCUUGGAUUGACGGGCAAGUGUCAAAGAUUGAUGGAAAGGAAGUUGAGGUCCAAACCAGCCAUGGGAAGAAGGUUGUUGCAAAUUUGUCCAACGUUUUUCCCAAGGAUAUGGAAGCUCCUGUUGGUGGAGUGAAUGACAUGACCAAGCUGUCAUAUCUGCAUGAGCCUGGGCUUCUGCAAAACUUGGAAACCCGAUACCAACUAAAUGAGAUAUAUACUUAUACUGGAAGUAUUCUCAUCGCCAUUAAUCCUUUCCAAAGACUUCCUGACCUCUAUGAUGGUAACAUGAUGGAGCAAUACAAGGGAGCACCAUUUGGGGAACUGAAUCCUCAUGUUUUUGCAAUUGCUGAUGUUGCAUAUAGGGAGAUGAUAAAUGAGGGCAAAAGCAACUCCGUUCUGGUCAGUGGUGAAAGUGGAGCUGGUAAGACAGAGACAACUAAGAUGCUCAUGACAUACCUCGCCUAUUUGGGAGGACGUAAGGGCACCGAAGGGAGAACAGUUGAACAGAAAGUCCUAGAAUCAAACCCUGUCCUUGAAGCAUUUGGGAAUGCAAAAACUGUCAGAAAUAACAACUCCAGUCGUUUUGGUAAAUUCGUUGAGAUUCAAUUUGAUAACCAUGGGAUAAUUUCUGGAGCAGCAAUUAGAACUUACCUCCUUGAGAGAUCACGUGUCUGUCAAGUUUCAGAUCCUGAGCGUAAUUAUCAUUGUUUUUAUCUACUUUGUGCAGCACCACAGGAGGAAGUUGAUAAAUAUAAGUUGGGAAGUCCACAAUCAUUUCACUAUCUAAAUCAAUCAAACUGCUAUGAUCUUGAGGGUAUAAGUGAUGCUCAUGAUUAUCUUGCCACCAGGAGAGCUAUGGAUAUUGUUGGAAUAAGUGAAAAGGAGCAGGAAUCAAUAUUUAGAGUUGUGGCUUCAAUACUUCAUCUUGGCAAUAUUGAAUUUGCCCAGGGUAAAGAAAUUGAUUCAUCAGUUAUAAAAGAUGAUAAAUCUAAGUUUCAUCUUGAAACAACAGCAGAACUCCUCAUGUGUGAUCUUGUUGCCCUAGAAGAUGCAUUACUUAAGCGCGUGAUGAUCACCCCAGAAGAAGUCAUCAAGAGAAGUCUUGAUCCCAUUGGAGCAGCAGUAAGCAGGGAUGGUUUAGCCAAGACAACAUAUUCCCGUUUAUUUGAUUGGUUGGUGGACAAAAUUAAUAACUCUAUUGGCCAGGAUCCUACCUCAAAAUCUUUAAUUGGGGUACUUGAUAUCUAUGGAUUUGAAAGUUUUAAAACUAACAGUUUUGAGCAGUUCUGCAUAAAUUUUACCAAUGAAAAGCUGCAGCAACAUUUCAAUCAGCAUGUCUUCAAAAUGGAACAAGAAGAAUACACAAAAGAGGAAAUUGCCUGGAGCUACAUAGAAUUCGUUGACAAUCAAGAUGUUCUUGAUCUUAUUGAAAAGAAACCAGGAGGAAUUAUUGCACUGCUUGAUGAGGCUUGCAUGUUUCCAAAGUCAACUCACGAAACAUUUUCGCAAAAGCUUUAUCAGACAUUCAAGUCUCACAAGAGAUUUAUCAAACCAAAGUUGUCCCUUACAGACUUUUCCAUUUCCCAUUAUGCUGGUGAGGUUCAGUAUCAAUCAGAUCAAUUUCUUGACAAAAAUAAAGACUAUGUUGUUCCCGAGCAUCAAGAUCUGCUGACCGCAUCUGGAUGUCCCUUUGUAGCAGGGCUUUUCCCACCUAUUCUAGAGGAAACAACAAAGUCAUCUAAAUCGACUAAAUUUUCAUCUAUUGGUUCUCGUUUUAAGUUGCAACUGCAGCAACUUAUGGAAACUCUGAAUUCUACAGAACCCCAUUAUAUUAGAUGUGUAAAGCCAAAUAAUCUUCUUCAACCUGGUAUUUUUGAGAAUGUGAACAUCAUGCAUCAGCUACGUUGUGGAGGUGUUCUGGAGGCAAUUCGUAUCAGCUGUGCUGGAUACCCCGCUCAGAAGACAUUUUUGGAAUUCCUCAAUAGGUUCAGUUUUCUUGCUCCAGAGGCAUUGGAGGGAAACAAUGAUGAAAAGCUUGCCUGCAAGAUGAUUCUGGAAAAGAUGGGGCUAAGUGAUUUCCAGUUAGGUAAAACAAAAGUUUUUCUGAGGGCUAGUCAAAUAGCUGAUUUAGAUGCACGAAGAAUAGAAAAGCGCAACAUUGCAGGAAAGACAAUCCAAAGAAAAGCCAAAUCCCACAUUGCUAGAAGACAUUUUCUUUCAAUUCGGGACGCUGCCAUAUGUGUUCAAACUUUGUGCAGAGGAAGUCUUGCAUGCAAGAUAUACGGGGACAUGAGGAAGGAGGCAGCGACCCUUAAAAUUCAGACAUAUUCACGUAGGCACCAGUCAAGAUUUGUUUACACCCGACUCAAGUUCUCAGUUCUCAUCUUGCAGAUGGGCUUAAGGUCAAUGGCUGCUCAUAAUGAGUACAGGAACAGAAAGCACACUAAGGCAGUUACUGUUAUCCAGGCCCAUUGGCGUGGUCAUCAAGCUUCUUCAUACUACAAGAAACUUAAAUGGGCAUCAAUUUUUACACAAAGCCGAUGGAGAGGAAUAAUGGCCAGGAGAGAGCUUCGGAAACUUAAGAUGGCUUCAAGAGAGACAGGAGCACUGCAAGAAGCAAAGGAUAAACUUGAAAAACAAGUUGAUGAGCUCACAUGUCGUGUACAGAUGGAAAAACGUUUAAGGGCAACUGACAUGGAAGAGGCAAAAGCACAGGAGAUAGAAAAGUUGCAGGAAUCCUUGCAAGCUAUGGAAUGUAAAAUUCAGAAAAGAAAUUCCCUACUUUCCAAUGAUUGUGAAACUUCACACAAUGCCAUUGGAGACUCAACUUCUGUUGUAAACGAGACACCAAUGCUUGGUGAAGAUUCAGAAAAGAUUGAGAUGCUAACUGCUGAAAUAGAAAGCUUAAAGAUUGUGUGCAGUUACCAAGACCUUGUUCGAAACCUGGUUAUACAGGAUAACCAGGCUAUUUUGCAAUCUGAAAAACAUCGUGCUGAUGAGUCUGAAAAGAAAUAUUCUGAAGCCUUGCAAUCAUGUGAAGAACGGGGAAAGAAGUUAGAAGAAACAGAAAGAAGAGUUUAUCAACUUCAAGAAUCCUUUAACAGGGUGAUAUACUGCAUGUCAGACCAACUGUCAGAGCUGAAGAUUAUCUUGUCUACCUCAUCCAACUUGAGUUCAACUUCUGGACUUAUUGCUAGAAAUGACCGGAUUAAUAUGUCUACUGCUUCUUCUGAUACUACUUCCACUGACUCUGAUUUCACAUUUCCUACUCCUGCUCCAACUCCAGCAAAUUUUUCUUCUCUUAAUCCAGAUGCUUUUCAGAUGAUAGUUCAGGAUCUUUCAACCCCUGAAAUCUCAGGGGCGGAUAAUUGGGAAAGCGACAAGGAAGGGGCAUUUGAUGACUUCUUCUGA
This is a messenger RNA of Impatiens glandulifera, 3671 nucleotides long. Its product is annotated as myosin-9-like. The transcript is spliced from 28 exons. Gene Ontology annotation, biological process: vesicle transport along actin filament; actin filament organization. The record is from RefSeq and is a predicted model, not a curated record. Bases 177 to 3671 code for a protein of 1164 amino acids. Gene Ontology annotation, molecular function: ATP binding; actin filament binding; microfilament motor activity. Gene Ontology annotation, cellular component: cytoplasm; actin cytoskeleton; vesicle. Lineage: Eukaryota; Viridiplantae; Streptophyta; Magnoliopsida; Ericales; Balsaminaceae.